AUGGGAUACUCCUCGAAAUACACGGCGAUGUCGGGUUAUAAUGGAAUGAAUGACAUGUGCAGAUACAUUUCAUGUCCAUUUGGUCAAUAUUGUUUUAACGGGAAUUGCGUAACGAAUUCGGCUUUGUUAACGGGGGAUUUUCCAUGCAACUUGAUGCAACAAUGUCUAAACGGGCAAAUCUGUGAACGGGUUCUGUCAGGAAAGAGUAACGUGGCCUUUGCCGGGAGUCAAGUGGCCCCACAACAGACAACCUGUAUGACGGGCGCCGUUUGUCCGGUUGGCGAGUUUUGUAUGGGUGGCGUUUGCAUGAAAAACCCGAUGAGCACAACGUUUGGUGAG
Molecule: messenger RNA, 339 nt
Organism: Mesorhabditis belari
Lineage: Eukaryota; Metazoa; Nematoda; Chromadorea; Rhabditida; Rhabditidae
Source: the annotation of a GenBank genome assembly